Tuber melanosporum (Perigord truffle) is the source of this 726-nucleotide messenger RNA. RefSeq lists its product as uncharacterized. The record is from RefSeq and is a predicted model, not a curated record. Gene Ontology annotation, cellular component: mitochondrial inner membrane. NCBI's taxonomy places the organism in Eukaryota, Fungi, Ascomycota, Pezizomycetes, Pezizales, Tuberaceae. The coding region runs from base 1 to 726 and encodes 241 amino acids. Gene Ontology annotation, molecular function: 3-demethoxyubiquinol 3-hydroxylase activity. The transcript is spliced from 3 exons. Gene Ontology annotation, biological process: ubiquinone biosynthetic process.
AUGACGACCAGAAGACUCACCUCUUUGUUACCACAUUUACGAUGCCAGCGACGAUCUCAAUUUCCAUACACCGGUACCCCCUCCUCCAAUUUACAAGCUCAUCGACUAGCAUCAACCAAAGCUGCAAACAUCUCGGAGACCGAACCUAGCUCGAAGUCACGGCCUCUCACCGAAGAGGAGCGAGAAUUUCUUCAGAGUGCUAUUCGUGUGAAUCAAGCCGGUGAACUAGGGGCCAAUCUCAUUUACGAAGGGCAAUAUGCAAUUCUAAAGCGUGACCCCCGCCUCAAACCUUUGAUCCGACAUAUGUGGGAUCAAGAAGUUCACCACCUCGAAACCUUUAACAAGCUUGUUGCCAAACACCGUAUCCGCCCCACUGCAUUACGCCCACUAUGGAAUGUAGCGGGAUAUGCUCUAGGGGUCGGAACGGCCCUUCUUGGCGAAAAGGCAGCAAUGGCAUGUACGGAGGCUAUAGAAACAGAGAUUGGAUGUCAUUACAACGACCAACUGAGGACACUAUUGGAUAUGCUCAAGGAUGAUAAGGAUUUGCUCCAAAAUGGUGAAUUGAAACAGCUCAUAGACACUAUCAGGGAGUUUCGAGACGAUGAGUUAGAGCACCUUGACACUGCUAUUGAGCACGACUCGAAGGGUGCUGAAGGCUACGACGUCCUUUUCAAUGUUAUCAGAGUUGGAUGUAAGGCUGCUAUAUGGCUCAGCCAAAGGGUUUGA